Molecule: messenger RNA, 197 nt
Organism: Strongylus vulgaris
Lineage: Eukaryota; Metazoa; Nematoda; Chromadorea; Rhabditida; Strongylidae
Source: the annotation of a GenBank genome assembly
AUGCAUAGCCUCGUUAUCGACGAAAAGAGGCCAACGCCGAUUACCCAAGUCGCUAUCAUCGGUGCCGGCUUUGCAGGCCUUUCUGCAGCAGCUGUACUUGAAAAGCAUUCGGUCAACUAUGUCGUUUACGAGGGAGCUGACCGUGUGGGAGGACGUGUGUACCCAUUUCCUUAUGGUUCGUUUAGGUUAACCUAAUA